AUGUCGGCAGCCAUCAUACCAUCACCUGCGAUUGCCGCUCUGGCUCCAGCCAUGCAACCAAAGCCAAGUAGUCCUACUGAUACUAACAUGUCCCCGAGCCCCGGCUUCACGGGUUCUCUGACCAGCAAGGAGUGGGUUAUUCCCCCACGGCCAAAACCUGGUCGUAAGCCCGCUACUGAUACUCCGCCUACAAAACGCAAGGCUCAGAACCGCGCUGCACAGCGGGCCUUUCGUGAAAGGCGGGCUGCUCGGGUUGGUGAGCUUGAAGAGCAGAUUAAGAAAAUCGAAGACGAUCAUGAUUCUUUGGAACAAGAACUAAGAGAUCAGAUCGCUCAGCUCACCAAGAAUCUUGAUCUGGCUCAGAGCGACCUGUCAUGGUGGAAAGAUCGCUGCCAUUCAUUAGAGCAGGAGCUAAAUCAGGAGAGGAGUCAGAGAGCCAAUGUUUCAGACACAGUUCCUAUCAAUAUACGUCGUAAGACAAACAAAAGGACCGACACACGUGUCACUGAGCAACACCCAGACUCGGGCAACAAUCAAUCAGACCUUGCUGCAACCGGCUGCGGUAGCUGCUCGACAACUCAUUGUCAAUGCAUCGAGGAUGCUCUUCAAGCGACUAGUUAUAGCGACAAACCGGAUGAGCCUUCGGCGCCUGAGCCAGCCAUAAAAUACGACCCAGAUCAAAUGGAAAUAGAUUUCACUUCGCGCUUUGCGUCUUCACGAACAACAACAACAACAACAACAACAACAACAACCACAGCGCCACCAACGGAGACUAGAAUAACGGUCUCAACUCCUCCAGCGGAGCGGUGCGGAUUCUGUGGAGACGGUACUGCUUGUAUCUGUGCCGAAAUGGCGGAUCAAGAAUCCUCAAGACAUCACGACAACAUUUUUGAGGACAAUCGCUUGGCUCCUAUUCAGAACUAUUCGCAAUUCACACCGCCCCCUUCAGAUAGUGAUGCGCGAGAGGUGACGCUACCGUCUAUCUCGCAGGCUACGAAUCCAUGUGCUAAUGGACCGGGCACCUGCGCACAAUGCAGAGCUGAUCCCCGAAGCACACUCUUCUGCAAGACUCUAGCUGCUUCUCGAGCUGCCAACGGUGGGCCAUCUGGCGGUUGCUGUGGUGGUAAAGGAGUCGAUGGCGGAUGUUGCCAAUCGCGUCCUGCCUCUCGCCUAUCUGUAUCUAGCAAUCCAUCGCCAUUGACGUUGACCUGCGCCGAUGCAUUUACGACCCUCUCACGCCAUCCGAACUUUUCUCAGGCUAGUGAUGAAUUGACGACUUGGCUUCCAAAAUUGCAUACCUUGCCCAAACCACGGGAGCCUUCUUUGACCGAUACUCUAGGGUCGGCGAUAUCUGAACGGCCGGCUAUGGAGGUUGAAGCUGCCAGUGUUAUGGGAGUUUUGCGGUACUUUGACAGACGAUUUGCUUCUAAGCGGUGA
Messenger RNA from Talaromyces marneffei, 1437 nucleotides. RefSeq lists its product as uncharacterized. Gene Ontology annotation, molecular function: DNA-binding transcription activator activity, RNA polymerase II-specific; transcription cis-regulatory region binding. The transcript has a single exon. The coding region runs from base 1 to 1437 and encodes 478 amino acids. Lineage: Eukaryota; Fungi; Ascomycota; Eurotiomycetes; Eurotiales; Trichocomaceae. The record is from RefSeq and is a predicted model, not a curated record. Gene Ontology annotation, cellular component: RNA polymerase II transcription regulator complex; nucleus.